CAUUCGUUCUAGUCUGACGAAGAAAUUUUACCAGUUUUGACUCAGCCUGCUGUGGUGUUUGUCUGUUUGUAACAUUUGUCCAUUUCAUUUGUGUCGUUUACCAUUUGUUGGUAUAGUUUUUGGAUCCAUUAUUCAGACGCAACGUUUACAGCAUGUUUUCGAUAGCGAGUGAAAAGUUGGGUUCCAAUGGAAAGAAGCCGUUCACGGUGUUCGUGGAGGGUAACAUUGGAAGCGGCAAGACGACGUUCCUGAACCACUUCCAGAAGUUUGACGAUAUUUGCUUGCUGACGGAACCGGUGGAGAAGUGGCGCAACUGUGGUGGCGUCAAUCUGCUGGAUCUUAUGUACAAGGAGCCCCACCGUUGGGCGAUGCCAUUCCAGACGUAUGUGACACUGACGAUGCUCGGCAUGCAUACUUGCCAGACGGACAAAUCGGUCAAACUAAUGGAGCGGUCAUUGUUCAGCGCGCGAAAUUGCUUCGUGGAGAGUAUGCUGGCCUCAGGUUCGUUGCAUCGCGGCAUGUACAAUGUGCUCCAAGAAUGGUAUGACUUUAUCUGCUGCAAUAUCCACAUACAGGCGGACCUUAUUGUGUAUCUUCAAACGAGCCCCGAAGUGGUGUACGGACGGAUGAAGGAACGUGCCCGUUCGGAAGAAAGCUGCGUUCCGCUCGAGUACCUUAAGGAGUUGCACGAACUGCACGAAAACUGGCUCAUUCAUGGCGCGUCACCACGUCCCGCUCCGGUGUUGGUGUUGAACGCAGACCUCGAUUUGAACACCAUCGCGACGGAGUACAAACGGUCAGAAACGAGUAUAUUGAAGCCGAUCCUAAUAGAAAAUACCAAUCAGCACUCUAUUCUCACCUCGCCAGCAAAGCGCGCCAAGACGGAGUUUUAAACAUUUCCGAUAACCGAUACCGGCUUUAGUUUGUAACUUUGUGCAAGCAUCUUUCCUUUAUUACUUAUUUUAUUCGGACGACCAGUCCACUCCCAGUGAUGGUGAACACUUGAUCGAUCUAGGCGUAACUUGCCGAUGGUGGCAAAGUUGAACAAAACGCAUGCAAACGUAUGAUUCAAAAUUAGUGUUUACCAGCUAUUGUCCUUGGUAGUAUAAAUGGUGUAGUAGUGUAGAAACAAUACGAUGUUUGUGUUUUUACAACAUUAUGUAUAAUUUACGAUAAUACAAUUAUAUAUUCGAAUAAAACUUGUGCCAGAAAAUUGUAAUCUUGACAAGCUGG
Molecule: messenger RNA, 1233 nt
Organism: Anopheles moucheti
Lineage: Eukaryota; Metazoa; Arthropoda; Insecta; Diptera; Culicidae
Product: deoxynucleoside kinase
Exons: 5
Coding region: 153-893 (246 amino acids)
Biological process (GO): nucleobase-containing compound metabolic process
Cellular component (GO): cytoplasm; mitochondrion
Molecular function (GO): deoxynucleoside kinase activity; ATP binding
Source: RefSeq, a predicted model, not a curated record